Pieris macdunnoughi is the source of this 1305-nucleotide messenger RNA. The record is from the annotation of a GenBank genome assembly. NCBI's taxonomy places the organism in Eukaryota, Metazoa, Arthropoda, Insecta, Lepidoptera, Pieridae.
AUGGGGCAGAAGGUAUCCAGCCUUAUUGGUGUCAGGCAGCUCUUUAACUUUACUUCACGUCGUUCCAGUUUGCUCCGCCUUUAUACGUUAAAUAUAAAACCGUUAAGUAAGGCCAAAGGGUGGUCUCCGGAGGCGCCAUUGGGCGUGGAGGCUGCUCGGGAGAUUGCUGUACAGUCUCCCGCCGAGAUGGCAUCAACCUCGAGCGAGGAGCGCGCCAUACGCCGUUGGCCCACCGGUCACCCCCUGCCGCCGCCACGGUGGGGGGGCCCGCGCCCCGCUUUGCACCUCUCCUUGCAACAGUACGAGGAUCUGGUCGCUAAAGCUGAGGCGAUACUGAGCCGACUCGCUGUCUCUGAGAACUAUGAUUCUGUCAACAACUUCAUCACGCUCUACGACUCGUACAUGGCUGCCCCUGACGAGACCCUGGCUGAAUUCUUCCCAAAGUACAAUCCACCGAUACGCGCACAUAAGCAUACCUGCGUGGGUCUGGGGAUGGAAACGAUGAAGCGUCUAAAAGCCCUGGAGAACGAUUUCCCCGGUAUCUCCAAGUCGAUGAUGCUGGUAUCCUGUGAUGAAAACAUUCAAGAUCUAAAGGACUACUCCACAGCAUUCCCAGGACCGCAAGGGUUCUUAAUCGAGACCGAAAAAGACCACGUAAUGCUUUGCAUCCAUGUAAGAGUAGCAGGAAGACAAGGAGUGUUCCUGUCAGAUCUGGGAUACCAUGUGUCGCGAGUUGUCACCGUCAUGGCGGAUAGGUGCUACCCGCAUACAGGCUGGUUUACGCAAUCCGACGAGCCACACAGCCGAAAGGAGUACAACUACCAAUUUAACCUACAGAACAACAAUUAUGUGGAGUGGCAUGAGCGUGAUACUAGAGGGUCAAAUGUCAAAGAGCGUCUGUCAUUGAUCUACGUCGCCAAACCGUAUCUCACUGCUGUCAGCGUUACAGAGAAGAGGAAUCUCGUAUGGGACUUAAGGAGUCUUCUAGCCAGAAACCCGAAAGGACACUUAACAGCUGGAAUCUACUUCCCAGUGAAGGAGAAGGACCAGCAGUUCACGAUGUUCUUCGAUGGCACCAAUGGCAAGCAGCGCAAGAAACUCAAGUUUGAAUCCUUCUUAGAGCUGCAAAAGAUCCCAGACGAAUUAGUUGACGAAGUGGAACAAUGUAACGAACAACUUCGAAUGCGUGACGGCGAGCUCCUCUCCAUCCUCAAAAAGCUGGCCAGCAUUAUGUCAGACCAGGAGUACAUGAAGGAGCUCCUGGAAAUCAACAGCAAGAUUGUUCAUCUAUCAGCGGGGGAGUAA